Clunio marinus is the source of this 276-nucleotide messenger RNA. Lineage: Eukaryota; Metazoa; Arthropoda; Insecta; Diptera; Chironomidae. The record is from the annotation of a GenBank genome assembly.
AUGUUUGCAUCUCAUGAAUUCAAGUACUUGUUGAUGUCAAAUUCUACUAAAUCAGAUUUAGACAGCAAAAAUGAAAAGCUUUUAUCUAACGCAAUUAAGAUAAGAUGGAGGUUUUAUAGCAAGGAUUGUGUACAAAAUAAAAUGUUUAUAAAGAAAUUUAUUUGGAAAUUGGAAUCAAAUUUAAGAAUGCUAAAAGUCAUAUCUUUAACAAAUGUCAUGAGAAGAGAAAGAAAUGUUAUAUUGAAUACUGGAAAGAGAACUCAUAAUCAUAUCUGA